AUGGCGAGUACUGUCGAACCGGAUGAACGCGUUGGAAUCAUUGUCCCCCCUCCCGAAGUAAAGGGGAUUCUGGAAACGACGGCAACCUACGUAGGUAAGAAACCUGCGUUAGAGGCUCGCGUCUUGCAGAAGCAUAACCAAGACCCACGGUUCUCAUUUCUCAAAGUCUCUGAUCCCUACUACGCCUACUACUGCAGCAAGGUCGCCGAAGCUCGUGCAGCCGCGACUGGACAACCAGCACCUGUUCAGAGUAUUUCAAGUGAGGCUGAGAAAGGAAAGGAAAUAAUCACAGAAGGGCAACCCCUAUCAUCGAAGGAUCAAAUUCACGCGAAGGAUGGACAGGUGCCGUCUGCUUCGCAGGCCACGGCGGACGACGAACCGGUUAGAGGGAGCAAGGACGCCGCUGAUGAAAAGAUGACGACAAGCGCAACUGCAAAAGUUUCGUUUCUGAAAUCAAUACGAGCUAAAGAAGAAGCAGCACGUCAAGAGCCGCGCGAACCACCACCAGAAGACCUCUUUACCCUGAUAAGCAUGGCACCUCAACCCCAUGCUCUGGGUCUCGAAGUCAUGAAACUUGCUGCACAAUUUGUUGCGAAGAAUGGGCGAGAAUUUCUUACCGCGCUGAGGUCAAAAGAGUCCCGAAACAGCUUAUUCGAUUUCUUGAGACCCAUGCACCCCCACUUCAUUGUGUUUCAGCGCCUCGUCGACGCAUAUAGAGCUAUUAUGACUGAGGGCAAUGCUUCAAAUUUUUUACCAAAAGGCCAUAACGUACGCGAAUGUGAAAAGGCCAUAAUGCAGGACGUCUGGUAUAUGCAUGAUUGGGAAUGUCUACGUGCCGAGCGCGAACACGACGCUGCCAUGGAUGAGUCCGAAAAGGUUAAGGCUGCUCAAAUUGAUUGGUAUGACUUUGUUGUUUUAGAGACGGUGGAUAUCGACGAUGACGAGACCAACCUACCAGCACCUGUGGCAGAUGCUAAACAACUCCCCAAAAUUCUUGCUGCUACCAGGAAGCUAGAACUAGAAAGAGAAAAGAACCGAGGCGAUGUAGAUAUGGAUAUCGAUACUGAUGAAACGCCUAACGGGAGUGUUCUUUCUCAGACAACAGAGAAGCACGGGAUGGUUGUAACGGUUGAGGCCGACACGGCUCUCUCUUGGGAUCGCAUUCGCAAGGAGCCGACUGCUAUUCCUGUCAAACAAGUGAAUGACGUGAGGGUUGGAAGCAUCGCUGACGAACCGACUGUUGUUUUGCCAUCAGGGCAACGCGUUCCAUUGUCGCAGGCAGAAGCAUCAAUGCGAGCGGAACUACUCAAUCCUUCAUACAAAGACGAGCGAGCGCGGGCAGCGGCAAAGAAUAGAAAGCAAAAUUUGGCAAGAGGGGAGGAGAUGGCUAGACAUUUAGCUCGAUGGGAGCAACAACGGACAGAGGGUGGUGUCUACAAUCGGGGAGAUCUACAGGAAGCGCUGGCAACACAGCCAAAGUCGUCAGCAGCCGAAGCUGAUGUAAGACUAAAGAAAGCGGAACGACUAGGGCCUAAGCUGCCUGGGAUGGAGAUUGAAGAGCUUUCUCCGCCGGCGAAAAGACGGCGUGUAGAGGCAGCCAAGGAGGCGCUGGAAAAGGCAGCCAAAAAGAAGGCAGCCGAAACUGCAGCCGCAGAGGAGGAAGCAGCAGUGGCGGAGGCAGCAGGCAUCGCUACAGAGGAAAAGCUACCUGGUUUGAUGACAGCGGAUGAAUGGCUUCAGAAGCAAGGGCAGCAUGCGCAAGUGCGAAUAAAAAUGCCUAGUCACUCCAACAAGGAAUGGAAACUGCAAGGUCAGGAAAUGGAGCUCAAGGCACCAUUGAAGAAAAUGGUGAGUAAUUUGAAGAAGGUGAUUGAGAAAUGGACAAAGCUACCCGCGAAGAAGCAGAAGCUUCACAUGGAAGGUGCCGGAUUUCUCAAAGAUAAGAUGACACUCGCGUUCUACAACGUUAGUAACGAAACGACGAUCACUUUAGAAGUGAAAGAACGAGGGGGAAGAAAGCGAAACCAUUGA
Messenger RNA from Chondrus crispus (carragheen), 2031 nucleotides. Its product is annotated as Splicing factor 3A subunit 1, SF3-A. Gene Ontology annotation, biological process: mRNA cis splicing, via spliceosome; regulation of alternative mRNA splicing, via spliceosome. NCBI's taxonomy places the organism in Eukaryota, Rhodophyta, Florideophyceae, Gigartinales, Gigartinaceae. The record is from RefSeq and is a predicted model, not a curated record. Bases 1 to 2031 code for a protein of 676 amino acids. The transcript has a single exon. Gene Ontology annotation, cellular component: U2 snRNP; catalytic step 2 spliceosome; U2-type prespliceosome. Gene Ontology annotation, molecular function: RNA binding; protein binding.